AUGGCUAUUCACUCAAGGCCAGGAGUUGUUCCUGUUGAAUUGGUUGACUUCGACUAUCUUCUCAACAAAAAUUCAUUGGAGAAAGGGGACGUCCUCGAGAAUAUUCUCAACUUUAACAACGAUCUCCGUGUGAGCGCUCUGGCAGACGGAAAUGUCUCUGAAGUCAAAGCCGGCGAUAUCUUGCAGUCUGACCGUAAGGGCUUCUAUCGUGUGGAUCGCGCCCCGUGUCCUGGUGUUCCUGGUGUUUUCUUCAACAUUCCAACCGGAAAGCAGAAGUAG
This is a messenger RNA of Penicillium manginii, 279 nucleotides long. RefSeq names its product Glutamyl/glutaminyl-tRNA synthetase class Ib. The transcript has a single exon. The record is from RefSeq and is a predicted model, not a curated record. Gene Ontology annotation, cellular component: methionyl glutamyl tRNA synthetase complex; cytosol. NCBI's taxonomy places the organism in Eukaryota, Fungi, Ascomycota, Eurotiomycetes, Eurotiales, Aspergillaceae. The coding region runs from base 1 to 279 and encodes 92 amino acids. Gene Ontology annotation, biological process: translation; glutamyl-tRNA aminoacylation. Gene Ontology annotation, molecular function: glutamate-tRNA ligase activity.